CAGCAUGGCUUGAUGAGUGGUGCCAGGUCUGUGCCCAGGAUUCACCUGGGCCACCAAUGUGGAUCAUGCAAGCUUAACCUCUAUGCCACUGGGCUGGCCCCAACACUGUCAUUAUUUUAACUUAAAGCAUGUAUGCUUGCAUAUGGCAAUACAUUUAUUUACAUAUUAAUUGCUAACAUUUUUGAGCAUUUACUAUGUGACGGAAACAGUUCUAAGUGUUCAUAAAUUAAUCCUCACAACAACUUGUGAGGUAGGUACUGUCAUUAUCCCCACUUUAUAGAUGAGGAAACUGAAGUGCAUAGAAGUAGGGAGCAGAGCUGGGAUUCAAACCCACCUAGUCUGAGGCAUAGUCCAACCCACAGACUCUAGUCUCUGCUCCUAAUCCCUGUUUCUCAAAUCAUGGUCCAUUCAGGAUGAUGACAUUUAGAACUCUGGUACUGAGUCAGCUCUUCUUCCUGUGUAUAUGCUGAGGCUGCUUUCUUACAGUAGAAAUUGUUCCUGCUACAUAUCUCCCUUGUCUUUCAAUUGCCAGAGUACUUGAAAGAAUUGAGAUAGGUAAUAUUUAUAUAUUUCAUUAUGGUUUACAAUAUGCCUUCAUCUGUCUUCUCUGAUUUGUUCCUCUUAACCUUGUAGGGAUGGAGCAGGUAUCAUCAUCCUUUUUAAUUUACGGAUAAGGACACGAGGGUGGAUCUACGUUGAGUCACGUAUCCCAGUCACAUAGCUAGUAAAUGGCAGGCUGGAACCCUACCCUCUUGAUUCUCGAUUUUUCAUCUUCAGUACACAGUAUUUGUUGCCUACACUUACUCUUCCAUUCUCUCACUUCUUGUAAUGUUUUCUACUCCCAAAUCACUCUACUAAAACUCCUACAAAUUAUCCAACCCUGAGACCAUUUUUAGUAAUUUAUUUAUUUCAGCUUCUCUAUUGACCAUUUCCUUCCUCCUUGAAGUUCUCUCUUCUCUUGACUUCUGACCCUAGGUUAUCCUCAAGCUCCUUUUACUCUCUGACGUUUCCUCUUGGUCUUCUUCCCUCCACUCCUCCUUUGGUUCUCUCAACAUGUCUUCCCCAAGGCCGCCUUCUGAGCCACCUGGUUUUCUGCACCUGCUCUCUCAGUAACGAUCGACUUCUACAGCUUCAACACUCAAUUUUAUGAAGAUGACCCCCCAUUCUCUAUCUCUGGUUCUAAUAUUCUGUACUCCCAGCUUGUGUUCCCAGACGCUACACGCCUCACCAGCACUUCCGCUCUAACAUAUCCAAAACCAGACAUGAUCUUCCCCCCCCAAAAUACAUCUCCCUCCUAUGUGGCUGCUUCUGCCGCUGCAUGGGACCCCUUGACAUAACUCGGUGCUCUUGGGUCACCUUUAUCUCCUUCAUGGUCGGCAUCCCAGUUCAGUGUCAGCAUAGUGCUGUCACCUCUGUCCUGUCUGUUCCUUCCCCUACUUCCUCCACCUUAGACUAGACCCUCAAAGCUGCUCUCCUGGACUGAACGAAGCAGCUUCAUUGAAGGAAAUUUAUCCAUUACUUGAAAGUUAUCUGCUAGUGGAGAGAUUGCAGCCUCCUGUUGCUAAGGGACACAUGACUGCAAUUGAAAUGGCUGUCUCUGGACCUGAGGCUACUUUGUUCUUCUGGUGAAAAUUCUUCUGGUCAAGGAGAGUGACUUUGGGGAUUAGUUCCGGCCUCGAGAGCGCACAGUCAGCAUCCUUCACCCACAUGCUUCAGUUUUUCAAGACGCAGGCCUCGCCCACUCCUCCAUCCUACACAGACGGAGCUCCGACUGUCCCCAAGGCCUCUUCCCGGGCAGCAGGCACACAGCCACCAGGCAGGCUUGAGGGUGCCCAAAUCAGCUGAUGACGAGCAUCCCUUCUCUCAGAGGGCUUUUACCCAGUUGGAGAAAGAAGACCUCCAUUUACGCUGAUGAAAAAUUAGAGAGCUCCGCCAGGCGACGUCAGAAGCAAACGCGAAAUCUGUGAUUGGUCUUAGUAGGGUUGUAGGCUUGUUCUGCCUAUUUACAAACAAAUCAGUAAACUUCAUCUGGUUCAAGUUUGUAGCAGAAAACCGGAUGAAAACCGCGGCUUCGGGACAGUCGAUUGAUGAUGAUCCAGAAUUUUUUAGUUCACCGGAUAGAGAAACAAACCAACACAUUCGUAUCAUCUAUUCUUCAAGUGUUUUGAAAAAAGAGUGUGAAAAAUCAAAAGGGGUCAGGAAAUUCUUAUUUCCAUUUCAUCAUGCCAAUUCUAACGACAAAAAAGUCAAAGAAGAGAAGAAUGGCCCCGUCUUUUGGAGAGGCAGAGCGCCUGCAAGUUUGAAUGAAGCCCCUCACAGGUACCGCCAGGAGAGCAGCACAUUGUCCAGGGACUCACUCCUCUGUCCUCCUUCAGACCUCAAGAAGCCGUCCCUUCACGGCCAGCGGGCUUUGCGACCUUUACCCAUCCCCUCCAGAAGGAGCCGUCAAUUAACGUCAGCCGCUGGCAAGGCUGUCAGCGUGCCGUCUUGUACAGCAAACACAAAAGAACCCCAGGGACUUCGAGAUCACGGAGACUCUCUAAGUGAGAUCCCCUUCCAGUGCGAUGGGAACGGACACGAGUCUCACUUAGGCAAUUCCUCCCUGGCCUCCCCUUUCCAGAGCAACCCAAACCUGGAGAAGAAAGAGUCAGAACUUCAUUUGUACAUUAUUUCCACAGCCUCAUCCAUAUUUCUGCACUUAAAAAGUUCAUGGAACAAUUAUAUUAUAAAAGCCACUCUUUUACAAGACCCCCUCUCCGUCAGUGAGCUCCGCCCUGCUGCGGGCAGUCAGAAGCCGUACAGAUCUGAGGAGAAAAUUAAGCACUUCAGUCAACUUAAAUCUGAACUCUUUCUUAAAGACAAUACUUUGAGGAAGAUGCUCUGUCUAAUUACGCAACUUAAAUUAGCAGCCCAGAAAAACUUCAUUCUGAAAAGGCUUUUCUGGAAAACCAGUGACCUUUUCUAUUUCCUAGUGAGCAAACUUCAUGAGUACCUGCCAGAGUCUAGGGAUAAGAAUGCGCUUCAAAAUAAAAGCCGAAGGGCUGAUGAACUGGUGGCAUGCAUUGAAAUUGUACAGACUCUGGGACUGAUGUUCAGAGAAACAGAAACUGAGUCAUCGCGCCUGAACACGUUGGCAGCUAAGGAGGGAACACUAUUUAAUCUCUUGGUGAUUUUAAUUAGUGAGCCUCAGAUUCCAAAAUCUUGUCCUGUGUUUGAUAUCCAGUUGGUGGCCGAUUCAACUUUAGCUGAGAUGUCUUUUGAUGCUGAGUUGCAGAAGCUCAUCCUGGAGUACACAGACACGGCUACAGCACUUUUAUACGAGAUACUUCUUGUCUUUCAGCAGGGAAAUCUUGGAUUGGGAUCCACAAAGUUUGCUGUGAGCUGGCUGAUGUCCUUCCUGCAAAGUCGUGCUCCCAUAAUGACUUUCGUGGCCAGUGUUGUGAAACAAGUGGUGAAGGGGCUUUCCGCUUCGCUCCCGCUGCUGAGUCCUGGCCAGGCAGUUCUGUUGUACCAGCAGCUCUGCAUCCUCAGGAGCUGCCUGCAGUACAGCAAGACUUUAGCCGAGUAUAUUAGGAAUGACUACAGAGAAGAAUUCCGGUACUUUAUUCACAUGCCAGCCUUGGAAAAAAAGCUUCCGCUGCGUUACCCUAUUGCCCAACCUACUACCCAAGUUUUCCAUGAAGUUCUCAAAUUGGUUGAACAGAAACCAUGUGUGAGAUGUGAAUAAGAGUGUACAAUGUGAAUCAGGAAUCGACUGAAUAUUUAUGGGAAACAUUUUUGGGUUUAUUUAGUAUCUGACUAUCCUUGUGUCCUAUAAACAAAGAUUUUAUUUGAGCAUUCCAUGACUACCUCUCUAAGAGGAGUCUUUAAGGUUUUUUAUCUGCCACAAAAAAAGAAAUUUUAAAUACACUGACAUAUAUAAAGCGGUGCUAAACGCUAGUGUUUCUCUAAAAAAAUAAGCUUCUAAAGACAUAAAAAACUAUAAAGGGAACAGAAACCCAUGGAGAGCAAUAAAUUACAGAGUGAUCGUUAGAGAAAUGCUGAGCAAUAGGAUGCAAUCCUCCUUCUCCACCUGUAAAAAUCCUGGUGACGUCAGAAUGCAUGGAAGAAUGAGCAGAAGGACACAGGCAUGGCUAUCGGGAAAGCCAGUUCCUUGUUUAUCAUGUGGAGAGAAGCUUGGACUUUCUCCAACAAAAUUAAAUGCCUUCUGCCACUCUGUUUCAGGCACCUGUGGGCCAAUGUGAGCCAUCUCGUAGAGUCUCUGUGAAAGAGAAAUUGUCUGUAAGCAGUUAUGGCUCUCCCAAACAUUCAACAAAAUGACUUCACUGUAUCUUAGGGCAAUAAACCAAUUUAAUCCAAGCAAACGUUAGCUUUGGCAUCACUGUGAGCUAUCGAAUUUGGGCUUCUAAGAACUUAGGACCUGGGCCCUCCAUUCAGCUUUAUCAUGACUUGAGAGGGGAUCAGAGAAAAAUCUACCUCCAAAGAAAGAGCUCCCCAGCCAGACCUGCCUGUGCGGGGCAGUGGAGAGAGGCUCUGGCUGAGCCACUAACCAGCUACUCGACCUCGAACAAGUCAGGUCUCCUUUCUGGGCCUCCUCUGCUAUGCGGAAGGGUGGGACUGGAUGGUCUCCAGGUUCUCCUCCAGCUCUAACAUGCCCUGUGACGCGACACUUGUUAACGCGCUCUUGCGGGGUACCGCAUUCCUCUGCCGUCCUGCUCAGUGGAUGAUUUCACUUGAUUCCAAAGAAUCCUGCUUUCUUUGGACCAAACAUUUCCCUCUCAGCUGUCACCAACAUCACCCCACAAAGUGUCCAAGCUUUCCCCACAGGACUACAAGGCUUCUACCCUCCAAUCUGGGGGCAGAGAUGGCGGCAAAAUGGUGUUGAUGAGUGUCCUGGGCAGUUGGAUGAGGGAUUAUUCCCAAGAGAUGGUCAAUCAGAAGAAAAGGAAAAGAUUCUUGGACGAAGGCAAGCAACACUUCGACAUGGACGAAUGAUGGACAGUGGGCUGACUACUAGUGAACAGUGGGACCCACACAAUGACGAAGAGAGGAUCAGCUCAGCUCUGCAUCAGCUUCUGAGCAGUGCCUGGCUCAGAGCCUGGAGACGGCUUGGGGUUUCUCUCCCACAUGCUUUCUUGUCCACAUUGCCUCUUCUCUCCCACUGUUCUCUUCACUCUGAGAGCAGACUUUAUCUAAUUUUCGGGAACAAAACCUCUGUCAGAACCUACCUGAGUCUUUCCAUGUAGGGCUAAGUCAGUAGCUUUUUUGAAAGCUGGUCAUUAAAUAUUUGUUAUCUCGACUUUCUUAUGACACAUGUCUAUUCAUUUGCACAGUCUGGCGGGGACAGAAAUUAAGACUUUGAGGAGUUGUCCUGCCACAAUUCUUUCCUACUGUGUUUUUCUGCGUUGUUGCCAAAGCCAAGAAAAUCACUAAAUAAUCCAUCUCAAUAAAUGACCACGCGCAUUUGAUUGACUAAA
This is a messenger RNA of Equus caballus (horse), 5477 nucleotides long. It is a transcript of the gene C6H12orf56, whose product is annotated as chromosome 6 C12orf56 homolog. The record is from RefSeq and is a predicted model, not a curated record. NCBI's taxonomy places the organism in Eukaryota, Metazoa, Chordata, Mammalia, Perissodactyla, Equidae.